Gasterosteus aculeatus aculeatus (three-spined stickleback) is the source of this 2364-nucleotide messenger RNA. RefSeq names its product leucine rich repeat containing 10 (gene lrrc10). NCBI's taxonomy places the organism in Eukaryota, Metazoa, Chordata, Actinopteri, Perciformes, Gasterosteidae. Gene Ontology annotation, molecular function: protein binding. Gene Ontology annotation, cellular component: cytoplasm. The record is from RefSeq and is a predicted model, not a curated record.
GACCUUUCAUGGACAGUUUGACAGCCAUACAUUUUUAUGUGUUUUUUUUUCCUUCAGGAAAAGCAGUUCAGAGAUGACAUAAAUGAGGGCAUAAUCACAUUAGUAAUCCGGUAAUCACUUAAUAGGACAAUUAAUUACUCCAUUGCUUUCCCUGCUAUGGAACAUCGACACCUUUUACAGUCACAUUUAAACUCAUGAACACAUGAACAGGGUCUAUAAUGGCACCAACGUGGUUCUACAGGGUUGUGGGCCUACUGUUGCCUGUUUGAGGGCCCCCAGGCAGUGGAUAAGGAGAAGGACCAGUGCUAAAACCGGUCUGGCGGUGAGUGAAGACAGACAAGGGGGCAAACAGUAUCCCUUCUGAUAAGGAACAUGAAAUUCCUUCUCAGUUUUAUCGAGUUGGAAAGUAGCUCUAAUUAAAGUAUGCAAGAUAGCCGUUGCAAAUCACACCUUGGGCAACAGAGAAGUACUUCCCCCAACAAAUAGGAAAUUAUAUUGAGUUCUUAAGUGUGGAAAACUAAAAGCCCACUUGGAGGGUUUAAGCGGGAUUACAGCACUAAAAUCUUGUCUCUGCAAUGAUUGACGACACAGUUUAAAAAGCGACACUUACAAAAUGUACAGAGCAACGUGUCAGUGACAUUUCAGUGCACCUCUUAAUAUUUCUGGGAUCCUGUAAUUAAAUUUUUUUCCUCCUUGGCAAAACACUUAAUUAAUUACCGCAAUCAACAUCAGACAUACAAACUCUGGUCUUCUGCACCUUCUGUAAUUUCCCACUUGACUGCCUGUGUGGCACAAACCCAGAAAUCUGCCUGGGUGGAUUGAAACAUGAUGUAAAUGACCAUCGUUGCUCUUUCAUCACAAGGCCCUUCUUAAGCUUUGCACCCUGCCCCUCCCUCUCUCCCUCCCUCUCUCUCUCUCUCUCUCCCCCACCUCUGUCAUCUCAGUGAAGUAGGGUGGGAAAGUCAUUAGGCACAAAUAGGGAGGAGAGAGUGGCUAGCUGUUGCUAUCUCCAUGAGAGUCAGGGCAAAGCUCAGAGCCACAGAGAGAUGGUGAGAGGACUGCACUGGGGAGCAUCUGCCAUGGGAAUACAAUACAUUUGCAGCCCAUUAGAUUGGAUAAACAAAUGGCUCACUGCUGAGAGAUGGUGAGAGUCAUGGACAUCAACAGGAAAACAUUGGGAGAUCAAUAACUCCAGAGGGGGCUGUGGUUUGGGAAUUAAUGGGAUGCUAUGAAAUCGACUUCAAGACGCCAACUGCCCAUUUCAGAGCCACCCUCGUCCGGCACUCAGCUGGCGCAGAGGACCAGCCCUGCACCCGAGACUCGGCGAGAUGGGUAACGCCGUGCGAGGCGCCGUCGCCUUCGUUCCCUCGGAGCGCUGUCAGCGCUACCUGGUGGGGGACCUGAGGGAAAUGCCCCCCGAUCGGACCCUGGACCUCAGCGGGCGGCAGUUGCGCCGGCUGCCGGUCGCCGCCUGCGUCUUCCACGAGCUGGUGAAGCUCUACCUGAGUGACAACAACCUCAGCACUCUACCUGCCGAGGUGCAGGGCCUGAAGAAGCUGCAGCUCUUGGCCCUGGACUUUAACUGCUUUCAGGAGCUCCCUGCGGCGGUCUGCAGACUGCCUCAGCUCAGCAUCCUUUACCUGGGCAACAACAAGCUUUACAGCCUCCCCGGAGAACUGAGCCAGCUCAAGGAACUGAACACUCUGUGGCUCGAGACUAAUUGCUUCACGGUUUUUCCACAGGUAGUUUGUGAGCUCCCUAACUUAAAGACCCUGCACCUCGGUUAUAACCAGAUAGAGAGUUUACCAACUGAGCUGAGAUUGCUGGAGGAGCUUCGGAGUAUUUGGCUCGCCGGGAACCAGCUGGCGGCGUUCCCGUCGGUGUUGCUGGAAAUGCACUUCUUAGCCGUCAUCGACGUGGAUCGAAACAAAAUACGUCACUUCCCGGGCCUGUCUCACCUGCAGGGGUUGAAACUGGUCAUCUAUGACCACAACCCCUGCGUUAAUCCCCCCGUGGUGGGCGAGGGAGUCCGAAGAGUCGGGCGGUGGGCGGACAGCCCGGACGAUGUGCCGGAAGGGGACGGGUCCAAAGCGGCGGGCGAGACUGCGGCGCAGGUCACGGAGGUGCAGCCGGAGGAGGAGCCUAGCGUACGGGGUCAAGGAACAGAGUGACCUUCAGCCUGGGAGAGUUCUGGCAGUACGGAGACGACGUUCAAGUGGAACACUUAGAAAGUCGAGUGGAGUGUUGUUUAUCGGGCCGGUGGCAUUUGGACCAUAUACGGCCAUGACAGGUUGUUGCGCGAGUUGUUUACGAACGUGCAAAAGGAGAAAUGUCAACCCAGGAAUAAAAAACUGCUGAAAAUGA